Monoraphidium neglectum is the source of this 2748-nucleotide messenger RNA. RefSeq lists its product as hypothetical. The transcript has 11 exons. The record is from RefSeq and is a predicted model, not a curated record. Bases 1 to 2748 code for a protein of 915 amino acids. Lineage: Eukaryota; Viridiplantae; Chlorophyta; Chlorophyceae; Sphaeropleales; Selenastraceae.
AUGCAGCCGAGGUGGUUGACAUACAUGCCUGAGGGAGCCCGCCUGGCUGCUCUGCAGGUGCUGGUGGCGGCGGCGCGCGGGCCCGCGGCGCUGAGGGUUCUGGCGCGGGACAUGCGCCACCGCCUGGAGACACCGCAGGAGCGCCUGCAGCGGUCGUGGCUGCAGCCCGAGCGGCGCCCCCUGUUCGAGGCGGCCCUCGCCUGCGACAACGCCGGGAGCGGAGACGGCGAUGCUGACGAGGCGGCCGCCGACGAGGAUAGCGACGGCGCGGGCACGGAGGGCGGGGAGGGGCCCGCGCCCGGCGGCAGGUGGUGCGGCGGGGGGGCGGCGGAAGAGGACUUGGAUUUCGUGAUGGUCCAACAUGAGGCAGCAGCCAUGAGCGCAAUGGCGGCGCCGCUUCCGCCGCCGCCGGCGGCGGCGCCGGUCAUGAUGGCGGCGGCGGCGCCGGCCACCAUGAUGCAGAGGGACAUGCAGGGCCGCGUCCUGCAGUCCGCGCGCGCGGCGAAGCGCGCGCGGGUGGCGCCCAAAGAGACGAAGGAGUGGGCUGAGGCGGCGUGGUGGAAGCAGGACGGACGCCAGGCGCCGCCGGAGACGAUAGAGGAGUCCUUCUUCUGGGCCGCCUGGGCAGACCACCUGGCAGCAGCUUCCGAGGCAGCUUCCGCCGCCCCGCAGCCGCCAGCCGCCGCCGGCGCGACCCCGGCCAGGCAGCUUCCGCCCGCCUUCCUGCCAGAGGAUCUCACAGACGCCCCCAAGAGCAUCUCGUCCGCCCUGGCCGCCCUGGCGGUGCUGGGGCUGCGCAUGGAUGGGGAGCCGGUUGCAGAUGAUACAGAUGGCGGCGUGGCUGGUGACGGCAGGACGCCAGGGGGUGGCAGGGGCUUCAGCCGGGGGCCCGCGCCGGGCGGCGGCGGCGGCGGCGGCGCGGCGAUUACGGCGCACGUGCCGUGCCUCGUGUACGCGCGCCAGACCGCGCGCGUCGCCGGCGGAGACACGGACGGCGGGGCCGGGGGUGUUGUGGUGGGCGUGGUGGUGGCGGAGCGCCUGUAUGAGGCGGCGCGGCCGACACUAGUGGACCCAGAAUCUGGGGAGGAGGUGGAGGCGAGCGUGGAGGGCCCCUUGGUCGCGGGCCGCCCCUACGCGCGCGACAUAGUCAUCCCAGAGGGCGCUCUGCCCCUUGAGGGCAAGCCCCCCACCCUCGCUCAUCAGAUCACCCUCGGCCCCUACAGCUGCCACGUCAGCACCAUGCACUUCUACUUCCCCCGCCCCGGCACCUUCGCCCAGCCCACGCCCUCGGUCACCCGCGGCGGCCGCGCCGCGUGGCUGCCGGCCGCGCCGCCGCGGCCGCUUACCGUCCAGGGGCCCGGCGAAGCAGCAGCCCCCGCCGACGGCGGCGUUGCGGCGCGCGGCGCGGCGCCUUUUGAUUGGGAGGCAUUCGUUCGCCGCGCCCCUCCAUCUGAGGUCCUGCGUUACCUCGAGACCGGCGACCUGUCGGUGGCUGACCCCCUGUCACUCGUCACCCGUCACUGCGGUGACGCCGGGUUCUUCUCGGCCGCGGUGGCCGCGCUGUCAUCGAGGGGCGUGUAUGACGAGGAUAUUUGGAAGUGGGCGGUGAAGCACGGGCACAAGGCGGCGCUGCGGCAGCUUCUGCCUGGGACAGACCUGGUGCGCGACCUGGGGGUGCCCCUGGUGGCGCCCCUGGUGACGGUCGGCGACGUGGCGGGUGACGCGGGUUACGUGCGGCACCUGGAGUACUACCCGUGGGUGAACUCGUACUGCAGGCCAAUCCCGGAUGAGGACGGAUGGGGUGAGGACUCGCACUGCGCUGGGGUGUGGCAUUCGUCGCAGAUCAGGGAGCAGUACGCGGCGUUCCUGGCGCAGCAGCUGUUUUUGGGCCCCAGCCUCACGCCCCACGCCGGGCUGCAGGCCUGGCGCAAGCGCUUCCAGCAGGCGUCGGCCACCGCCGCGGCUGCGGCCGCAGCAGCGACGCCCGGCGCGGCCGUCGCCGACGCGGCGGCCGCCAUGUCCGCAGAUUCCGAAGACAAUGAGCCACUGCUGACGCUUGGCGGCUUCGACCCCGAGGGCCGGCUUCUCGUCAGGUCCCGCGGGGUGACGUCACUACGCGUCAGCGCCUACACGGUCGACGCGGAGCUGCUGUUCACCUCGGACCCCUUUGGGCAGGCCGCUCUCGGCGGCGGCGGCGGCGGCGGAGGAGGAGGGCUGGGACGCGUCGCGUUUGUGCGGCCGACGGCGUCGGCGACUGUGCCAGUGGCGGCCGCGGCCGGCGGGGACGGCGGCGGGGAGGGCGGCCUGGCAUUGUCGGCGCUGAGGCUGUCGGAGGUCCUGCGGGGCGUGGAUGACAGCAGCAGCAUCUUGGUGGAGGUCAGCGGCGGCGGCCUCACCCGGACGGCUCACAGGUUUGCGAGCCGCCUGCAGGUGCACGUGUCGGAGGCCCUGGGCCUUGCGACUGCCCUGGUCGCGCCCCUGCGCGGCGCCACCGGGGCGACGGGGCCGGCCGCGGCCGCCGCGCCGGCGGUGGGGGCGUACGUCAAGGUGUUUGCGAGGAGCGGCCCCAAAGGGGCGCCCUGGUUCCACAAGGACGGCUACACUGACAUCCGCGGCCGAUUCGAUUACGCCGCCUCAACCACGGCCGGCGCCGCGGGCGACCAGCGGCCCUCGGAGUUUGCGCUGCUUGUGCUGCUGGCCGGCGCGGGGGCGGCCGCCUGCAGGGCCGCCGCGCCGCCCAGCCAGUAG